Alternaria conjuncta is the source of this 2121-nucleotide messenger RNA. RefSeq lists its product as uncharacterized. Gene Ontology annotation, biological process: mRNA processing. Gene Ontology annotation, cellular component: nucleus. Gene Ontology annotation, molecular function: RNA binding. The coding region runs from base 1 to 2121 and encodes 706 amino acids. The record is from RefSeq and is a predicted model, not a curated record. Lineage: Eukaryota; Fungi; Ascomycota; Dothideomycetes; Pleosporales; Pleosporaceae. The transcript is spliced from 2 exons.
AUGGCAUACAAGCGGCCGCGCGCGCCUUCCCCGACUAACGCGCAAAAGCGCUCUCGCGGCGGACCGACAACCUACAUAUCCCUAGGCACCGGGCUUCCCGAAGAAGAGGCAGAUGAUGGCGCUUUCGUGCCGGUGUGGAAGCAGACCGUGACGGACGAGCGAGGUCGCCGGAGACUCCACGGCGCAUUCACUGGAGGUUUCAGUGCAGGAUACUUUAAUACAGUUGGAUCUAAAGAAGGAUGGACCCCGAAAACAUUCGUUUCCUCGCGCGCAGACCGCAAAAAAGACCAGCCCAAUGGCCCGACCCAGCGAGCCGAAGAUUUCAUGGACGAGGAGGAUCUGGCAGCAGCAGCCGAGUCGCGCCAACUGGAGACUGCGCAGAACUUUGCCGGCAUAGGCGAAGCUGGACAAGCGAACGACGAUGGACUAUUCGGCCUGUUUGUGACCCAGGAGGAGACAAUGGGCGUCAAGAUUGCGCAGAAGAUGGGCUGGCGACGAGAUCAGGGCAUUGGUCGCAAAGUGCGCCGGAAUGCUGACCUGGAAGAUGGCGCAUCGGGACCCAAGGACGACGCAGCUCAUCUGUUUGCGCCUCAAGAUGCUCGGAUUAUGACUUUGCCACGAGAAGAGGUGCGUCGCAAAGGCCUGGGAUACACGUCGGAAGCCCGCUUGGGUGUUGUGGAAGAAGAGGCUGCGGAUCGUCCAUCCAAGUUCGACUUGCAUUAUCUUGAGGGUCCGAAGAAGGCAUCGAUUGUGAAGAAACCUGCGCCGAAGAAGUCUUCCUUUGGCGUCGGUGUGCUAAACGAUACCGGCUCAGACGACGAAGACCCUUAUGAACUAGGUCCAAAGAUCACAUUCAACAAGACCAUAGGAAAGGAGAAGAAGGGGAAGAAGCCCAGUAAAUUCGCCAAGCCCGGGGCAGGAGAGAAGCAUGUCUUCGUCUCGAAGAAGAGUUCGUCCAAAGCCUUAGUCUCGCUGAGCAGGCCAUCUAUAGAUGGGAGAUCUCCGUUGAGUGGCUUCACGUUUGCGGCCGGCCUCACCGAACUCACCAGCAAGCCUAAAUAUCCUCCACCGAAGAUACCCCCAGGUUGGAAAUCUUCCAAAAGUGCCGCUCCGACUUCAGAAUCGAAAGACUACCAGUCUGUAGCAGACGCGGCGAAAGCAUCAACGUUGGAUGCUAAAGGGCGUUCGGCACUCUUGGGGGAGAAAGCUUUGCCCGGAAAGUCCAUCUUCGACUUCAUACCCAAGGACGCCCGAGAUCGGUUGGCUGCGUUAUCUGGUAAAGCCGAUCUGCCCCAGGGCCUGGGAGAAGCUGCUCCUGAAGGACAUUUGCCCGCAAGCAAAGCCCAACCAAAAGAUCUGUGGAGUUUCGUGCCUACUCUCGAUAAGAGUGUGGCCGCUGCAGCACUUGCCAAGGGCGCGACGGGCUGGAUGCCUUAUGCUGAGGACAUGCAGAAGCGUGCGCGUUAUGUCGGCUUCCUGGAGUUGAAAGCAGGACUGAAGGAGGACCUGCCAGAACGAAGGGAGGGCGUAUCAGUCUCCGACUGGAUCAAAGAACUUCAGGAGUUUGCACAUGCUGCCGAGGUCUUCAAACCAACAACUGGCAUUAUGGCCUCCCGAUUCACAUCCGCGUCAUCCUCAACCUUGAACGGAAACGAUGGUGGAGCAGCGAAUGUGAACCUUCUACGACAGCCAGCCGCAAAGCCAGAAGAUCCCGCAGAGCAGGCGGCGAAGCUAGGCAUGUACGGUCCCAUGACUCGAAGUAGUUUCCCCUUCUACCCAUCGCGACUCCUUUGCAAACGCUUCAAUGUCAAGCCCCCGCCAGACAUGCCACCGGAGUUUGAUGCUGGCGAAAGCCACUUCAAAUCGCAGACGGAAGAAGCAGUGUCCAAGUCGGCUAUGGAGAAGUUGCAACAUGAGUUUUUGACUAACGGUCCUGCGCUUCAGCGGCCGGCUUGGAUGGGACAGGCAUCGGAGGCUGCUGUCCCGGCUGCAGCUAUACCUACAGAACAGAGUGGGCAUGCAGCUGUGGACGUGGAGAAGAAUGAGGCGCUUUCGAAUGAACGGGCUUCUGAGGAUGUUUUCAAGGCUAUCUUCGGAGACGACGACGAUGAUGAGGACUGA